AUGUCAUCAAAAAUAAGCGAAGCUCAGGAGCACUGCCGAGCUGCAGAGAAAGCAUUAAAAACAUCAUUGUUGCGCUGGAAACCAGAUUAUGAUUCAGCUGCAGAUGAGUACAGUCAAGCAGCUCAGUGUUAUCGGAUAGCUCGGGAUCUAAACAAGUCCAAAGAGUGCCACUUAAAAGCAUCAGAAUACUACAAGAAAAAUCGUUCGUUCUUCCAUGCAGCCAAAGCCCUUGAGAAUGCUAUCAUUGUUAGCAAAGAAACAGCUACUCCUGAUGAGAUAUACUCUUUGGCUGUAGAGUCUUCAAGUCUAUAUCAGCAACAUGGUUCAGGAGAUUCUGGAGCAACUGUGCUUGAUAAAGCUGCGAAGAUUUUGGAAGAAAAUGCCCCUGAAAAAGCGGUAAUGCUAUUCCAGCAAGCAGCUGAUGUGUCUUCUACCGAGAGUAGUCAACAUCAAGGGUCAGAAUACAUCAGUAAAUCAUCACGGAUUUUAGUACGUCUUCAAAGAUAUGAUGAAGCGGUGGACAGUCUACGGCGUGAGAUUGGAUUUCAUCAAGAAUCUGCCAAUAAUGGUGCCGUUGGUAGAUUAACAGUGGCUAUUGUUUUAGUUCAGCUCGCACGCGGUGACCCUGUGGCUGCUGAAAAAGCUUACAAGGAGUGGGGUAACUAUUGUGAAGCGCCAGAAAUGUCAACACUUGAGCAACUCCUCCAAGCCUAUGAUGAGGAAGACCGUGAAGGAGCAAAGCGAGCUCUGGCUUCGCCGUUCAUACGCAGUAUGGAUGUGGAAUAUGCAAGGCUUGCUGCCUCUGUACCCCUGCCGGAGAGUAUCGAGCCUGCACCCAAAGCUAAUGUACGUGAGAACGCCGCACCAUCUUACGUUAGCGCUAAUGCUGUUAAUGCUUCCAAUGCAACGAAUUAUCAAGAAGAAGACGAGUCGCCAUAUGAAGCUGUUACAUAUGAAGAGAAGAAAGUGGAUGAUGAAGACGGAUUGUGUUAA
This is a messenger RNA of Diatraea saccharalis (sugarcane borer), 993 nucleotides long. Lineage: Eukaryota; Metazoa; Arthropoda; Insecta; Lepidoptera; Crambidae. The record is from the annotation of a GenBank genome assembly.